Dioscorea cayenensis subsp. rotundata (Guinea yam) is the source of this 2952-nucleotide messenger RNA. RefSeq names its product BTB/POZ domain-containing protein SR1IP1-like. The transcript is spliced from 5 exons. Lineage: Eukaryota; Viridiplantae; Streptophyta; Magnoliopsida; Dioscoreales; Dioscoreaceae. Gene Ontology annotation, molecular function: protein binding. The coding region runs from base 1045 to 2868 and encodes 607 amino acids. The record is from RefSeq and is a predicted model, not a curated record.
UUUCAUACACUAAAGUGGGCCCCAGUUUGCCUGCUCUAACUUGUAUGUGGUUCAUAUACAAGGCCUCAGUGGUCCAGAAGAAACCCUUUUUUAUAGAUGCUGUUUUAUUUGUUCAUUUCUAGCUAGAAUAUCUGACAGAAAAAUUCAUCUAUGUUCUUCCAUUAUUGCAUUUGUCAGAAGGCCACUAGGAAGCUUGAUAGCCUGGAGACUACUUAGAUACCUGAUUGAAGAAUGAAUUCAACUACAGUAGAUGGAGAAUGCCCUCAUCCAAUUAUCUCCAUCUUUUCCUUUAACAGCAUUUUUUUGCUUUUUAUGAAGUGACUCAGAUGGCUAUUAGCAAUUGGAGAAGACAAACGAUUUGGUAUAGCUCUUCUAUUGGAAGGCAAAACUUGCACUUUCUCAUUUAUAUACACAUACAGACAUACAUGUACACAUAUAAUGCUUUUAGAGAACUAUUUAAUUUAAUUUCAUACCAUUUCAAGUGUCACAAGGCUGUUCAAUGAUGAGGCACAAUAGGGGACCAGAUCUUUGAAACAAGCAUUAGAAAUUCUCAGCUCCGUGCCAAGGAACGGGCCUCAUAUAGUUUUGUUAGCUUCCUGAUGCUCACUCUUCUUUUUCUCAAUUAUUCAUCCCUUGGCAUUGUCUGAUGAUAGAUCACUGUGAAUGUGUGGUUCUUAUUUCAGACAGUGCUUGUGAUUCUCUUGUCUUGUAUGACCUUUAGUUAGCAAUGAGAAAGCAAAAUAACCUCUCUAAUGGCAUAGCCACUGUCAGCCUGUCUGCGAUCACCAGUCGACGAAAUUCACGGCUUUAGUACAAGUCUACAACCUGGAUAUAGCCAAAUUAAAGGCGAUAAUUGUGCUGCAAUUUUAUUAGAGAUUCUUAGACAAAUUUAAAUGGUUUACUGUUGUAGUAAAAAGAGAUCCAGUUAUUGCAUAAUGCUAACUUUGUUUCGAGUGAUGAAAACACGGUCCGUAUAGGCCGGAGUGAGCAGAGGAGAAACAACAAUAGAGGAAGAAGAGGAUAAUCUUCUACAAAGAGGCACCGAUGCUUAGUGUUGAUCAAGAGAUAGCACCAACAAGUGCAGCCAAUUUAAAGAGGACGCAUCGCCUCUCAACUGCCAUGCAGAGAACUAGUGAAUGGAUUUUCUCCCAGGACAUACCCAGUGAUAUCACUGUUCUGGCAGGAGGAGCUGCCUUCAGUUUACACAAGUUUCCAUUGGUGUCCAAAUGUGGAUAUAUUCGAAAGCUAAUGUUAGAAGCUGGUAACUCAUCAGACAUCUCAGUGACAGACAUUUCAGACAUCCCUGGUGGUGCCGAAGCAUUUGAGUUUGCUGCAAAAUUUUGCUAUGGUAUGAACUUUGAGAUCAGCGCAGAAAACGUCGCAAUGCUGCGGUGUGCUGCUGAGUACCUUGAAAUGACAGAGGCAUAUUCAGAUGGAAAUCUCAUUAAUAGAACAGAGGCUUACUUGGAGGAAGUAGCAAUGUUGAGCCUCUCCGGUGCUGUCACUGUGCUUCGCAAAGCAGAGAGCCUUCUGCCUAUGUCUGAGAAAGUGAAACUAGUGAACAGAUGCAUUGAUGCAGUGGCAUAUUUGGCUUGCAAUGAUAGCCAAUUCUCUUUGUCAUUGGAUAGCCAGGAGAGCUUGAGUUCCUCUUUAUCACAGCCCAGAUUAAUUGUGGACUGGUGGGCUGAGGAGUUGACGGUUCUAAAGAUCAGCACCUUUCAGAGACUUCUUAUGGCAUUGAAGGCCAGAGGCUUUAAACAGGUGGCUUUUGGACCUGUUCUAAUGCUUUAUGUGCAGAAAUCUCUGAGAGGUUUGGAUCUUUUCAGUGGAGCAAGGAAGAAAAAUGAGCUGAAACUAGAGCAUGAGAGAAGGUUGGUGUUGGAAACAAUCGCCAGUCUUUUGCCGACCGAAAGGAAUGCUAUGUCAGUCAGCUUUGUGUCGAUGCUCCUGAGAGCAGCCUUGUAUCUUGAAACCACAGUGGCUUGCAGGCUUGAUUUGGAGAAGAGGAUGGGCUUGCAGCUCGGGCAAGCUGUGCUAGAUGAUCUACUAAUCCCUUCUUACUCACCCGAUGCAGACACAAUAUUCGAUGUCGAGACUGUUAAGAGGAUCUUGAUGAAAUAUCUUGAGCAAAAUACGGACAGCUUCCGCAUUGGAUACAACACCGAUGAUGACUAUGUCUCUUCUCCUCUGAAUGACAUGGAUAUAGUUGGACAGCUUAUGGAGAGGUACCUCGCAGAAAUAGCAUCUGAUCACAACUUGCCAAUCUCAAAGUUUGUCAGCCUUGCUGAAUUAAUUCCCGAGCAAGCCCGGUUUAGAGAAGACGGAAUGUAUAGAGCAAUCGAUGUAUUCUUGAAGGCUCAUCCAUCUCUCAGUGAUCCGGAAAGGAAAAGGAUAUGUAACUUGAUGGAUUGCCAAAAGUUAUCGAGAGAGGCUUGUGCUCAUGCAGCGCAGAAUGAGAGGCUUCCCGUACAGAUAGUGGUUCAGGUGCUUUACCAUGAACAACAUCGUUUCAAAGAUCGAAUGAGUGGAAGCUAUUUCGGUGGAGAAUCUCCUGCCCUUUCCCGGCAAAUGAACCCAUACAACACUCAUUUUAACACACCCGAUGAGCUCUCACGCUUGCGCAGAGAAAAUGAUGACCUGAAACUAGAGUUACUGAGAAUGCGCGCACCCGUAAAAGACAUAGAUCAGCCUUCAAUGAAUGAAAGCACUUCUUCAGAUAGGCCACCAUUACUGAAGAAGUCAUUCCUUAGUUCUGUAACUAAAAAACUCAGCCGCCUGUAUUUGUUUUCACGUUCUGAAAGUGUUAAGUCAUUGUCUGGCAAAACCGGAAGGAAGACUCCCAAAGACCGGAGGCAUUCAAUCUCAUGAAUCAAUAUAUCACCUGUAAACAUUCACUGUUGAAUUGUAUCACAGCUUGAACUUCUCCGCAUUUAAAUAUCCAAGUUUUGUGUC